Pseudo-nitzschia multistriata is the source of this 4124-nucleotide messenger RNA. Lineage: Eukaryota; Bacillariophyta; Bacillariophyceae; Bacillariales; Bacillariaceae. The record is from the annotation of a GenBank genome assembly.
AGCGAAAGAACCAGAAAACGACAAUUUCUUGGUCUGAUCCAAACCCCUUUGCAAGAUCCAUCAAACACAACGCACAAAGAACCUCGGAUACAACCGACGAAGAUGCCUUUGCCCGAUAUCUACAACCGCAACGAUUCCGUGCCAUCCUCCCAGUCCUUCCGGGGAAUGGGAGGCAAUCAUCCGCGCCGCAACGGCAGCGGCGGAGGCCGCCGCAACAGUCGCCAGCCCGGCAACCUGAACAGCCUGCCCUUCGAGCAGGGAAUCAUCUGCAGCCUGAAGGAAUCCUUCGGGUUUAUCCACUGUGCCGAGCGUCCCGAGGAGAUAUUUUUCCACUACAGCGAGGUGACCAACUGCCACCCCGACGACCUGCGGAUCGAUACCGAGGUGGAGUUCAAGGUGGGGGCACCGAGCGGCGGCGGAAGCAGCGACCGGCAGAAGCACGCCGCCUUUUCGGUAGCGACCCUGCCCCCGGGAACGGUGGUCUGGGAAACGGAGGAACACGAGGGCCGCUUUUACGAGGGCCUGGUCGAAAAGCCCUGCGGGUUUUCGUCCGGCAGGGGCGGGGGAAGCACGGGUGGUGGCCCGCAGGCGGACGGGACGAUACGCCUGGUGGUCGGGGAGGAAGACGCCGAGAAAGCCGGCACGAACGAGGUCGACGGCGAGGCCGAGGCCGAGGCCGGGGAGACUAGCGAGGGAGCCACCGAGCUGAACGAAAACAACAACGAGGACGGAGACGUCGAAGGAAAAAAGAAAAAGAACAAGAAGAAACAAAAGCAGAAACCGAACGGCAAGAGCGGUCCGGUGGUCCGGUUGAGGACCGGGGAGUACACCGGUGCCGGCGAAAGCGGGGGCGGCGGUGGAAGCAAUCGCCUGUACCGGGGCGAUAUGGUGGCCUUUCGCGUCUUUUUGGACAAGAGGACCAAGCAAAAAUACGCGCGGCAGAUCACCUUGCUGCAGAGCGCCCGGGAACGCAAGCGCCUCCAGAAGGAAAAGCUCCUGCUGGAGAAGGCCACCAAGGAAGAGGGGAUCGUCGUGUCGCUCAACAACGGAUUUGGUUUCCUCCGGAGCAACAAGCGCCGAGAAGACGUCUACUUUCACUAUUCCCACCUGGUGAUACCCGAGGUAGAGGAAGGCGGGGAAAACGAUGAAUUCGAACUCGUCAAGGGCCAGGAAGUCAGGUUUCUGGUCGUUACGGAGGAGCAACAAGAGCGACAAAACAGCGGCUCCAAAUCGUCGAGAGACAACAACAGCGUCAAGAUCAGCGCCCGACAAAUCCACUGCCUGCCCAAGGGUAGCGUCGUCUUUCAAACACUGGAACAAGAGGGAGUGAAGGGGGUGGUGGCCCGGGCCCCGCAACCCCCAAGCCCGGGGUCCAAAGGAGACGACAGCCGGAUGGGUUUUUGCCGCGUGGAAGGCCUCGCGGGAGACGUGCUUCUGCACCAUUCCGAUGUUCCCGGUGGGGUCUUUACGUACCAGAACCACCGCAACAGCACCGCGGCCGGUCUGUGGAUCCAAGAGGGCGACACACUGCUGUUCGACGUCGUGAAAGAGGUCGUGGACGGGAGCUAUCGAGCCGUGCCAACGAAACACAGAAUCGGGCUGGGCGGAUCGAUCCUCGCCCCGAGCAACGCCGAGGAAGACGACGCGGAAGGUGCAGCGGCAACCCCCGCCAUCCGCUUGGUCGAUCUGUCGAUGGUCGGAAGGGCCGAGGGGGUGGUCCACACCAUGAAGAACGAUUACGGAUUCAUCCACUUUGCCGAGCGGCCGGUGGACGUCCACUUUAAAACCUAUGACCUGCUGCCGGAUGAACUCCAGGAAGACGUUCGCAGAGCCAUGGGCAUCGACGAACCGAUCCGGUUGCGGGAAGACACUGCCGUUCGGUUCGACAUUUGUGCCCACGGGAACAUCACGGCCACCGCUAAUCGUGGCCGUCGCCGCGGUGGUGGACAGCAGCAGCAGGCCAGAGAAAACAUCCGCGGCCAGCGCAUUCUGCUCUUGCCCAGGUCGGAGGUCACGCUCGAAAAAGUACUCGCUACCGGUUGCAAGGGCUCGAUCCGGUCCGUCAAUCCGCAGCAGCCGUACAUCGGGGUCUUGGAUCUGGAACCUCUAUCUGAAGAACAGGGUGGUGCCCUGAAGCCAAUGAGCAUGGAAGAGAGACAUCCCCUGGUGGCAAAAAUGAUUGAUUCCUUUCUGGAGGAAUCGAGUUUGCCGAACGGAAAAAAAUCCAUAGUGUUCCGAGACACACUGGGCAUGAACGACGACGACGUCGUCACCGAAAUGGCAAAGCUGAAAGGGGCCGGAGUCCUGGAGUGCUCACACAUCCCGGUCCCCGGCCUCGCUCCCCAUCCAGGACGGAUUUGCAUACGGCGGGUGGAACGCAGUGAAGAAAACAACUCGGAAUCAGAAGACGCAGAAAACCAAAACAGCAAGUCCCCAAAAGAGUCGGCGAAGGGAAAGAAAAAGGGCAAGCAAUCGCCAAUCGAACGCUCUCUUAAGAACCUCCGGUUCGAAAAAUCGAGCCUCGACGAGGCAUUCAGGGAAGAUGUUCCCCCCUCUCCCGGUGACAUUGUGGAAUGCGACGUAGUUCAAUACCGCAGAACCGGAAAGAUCGCCGUGAGGAACCUGAAAAUUGUGGAGCGAGCAACAACCGAGGCACCUUCGGCAACCGUAUCCUCGGGGGUGGGAGUUGUAAAGGACGUCGUUCCGCGCCGGAACUUUGGUUUCAUCUCGUUGCUUGACGAAAACAACACCAAGAACGAGAUAUUGUUCUUCCACCUUUCAAAGGAUAACCAGCUCGUCAAGGGCAGCGAGGUUAGGUUCGAUAUUGCCAUGGAGGGCACGAAACGCACCGCAAUCAAUGUCGAAAGCGUGCCCAAGGGGACGAUCCCGUCGACGGCAUCGAAGAAUGCUUGCAUGGGAUACAUUCUCAUGGAACCCUCUCAUACCACACUAAAGAACACACCGGCACGGAAGACUGCUAAGGCCAGUGGCGACAAGGUUGCCACCGGCAGGUGGGCCGAGGCAAAUGACGAUGCAAAAACGACGGUCGUCAAACAGGACAUGGUGGAAGACGGCUGCAUCCUUCUGCUAGAGGACAAGACAGGAAUGUUUCAGAAAAAACGCACAAGAAGGAGAAAAAAGAGAUCCAAAUCCAUCGACAGCACCGACUCGAUGGGCGACGUGAGCAUCGACGAAGCAAAGAGCGGCGAAAGUGUCGAUGGGGUUGCGGACGAAGACGACGGUCUGAGUAGCGACGACGGCGACCGGGAAGACGACGGCACGGUGUCCAUUUUGUCCCGCCUUUCCUAUACGAAUGGAUCGAUCGCCAUCCACGGUGCCGGAGCAAGCUCAUCCAUGGAUGGUUCCACGAAUCCCAAGCGCGGCGAUCUCGUCUCUUUCGUCAAGGGAAGAAAACGGAAGACCGUUCGCGACAUUCGCAUCGUGAAGCGCGAAACCGCUCUUUUGCAGCGUGGCACGCUGGAGAACAUCGAAAUCACCAAGACAGAGGACAAUUCUAACAAAGGCACGGCUCGGUUCGUCGCGGCAACCGAAAAGCAGGAAGUUUACGACGUUGAUCUUGCGGAGGUCGUGAGCUGUUCUGUAGCGCUUCUCAAGGAAAAAACAUCGGUGGAAGGGAUUUUACACGAAGGCAAAAUCUAUGGUUUGUGCCGUACCUCGGACCUCUAUCUAACAUCCAAGCUGGUGGUAGGCUCCGGAAAGAACAGGCAGCGUCCAAAACUCAAUCUCACAGUCAAGAAAGACCGUGGUGGUACAAUUAUGGCCCAAUCGAUGAUGGCCAAAGGGCCGGACGAUACAAUCGGCUUCAAACCUGGCUGGACAACACGACAGAGCCAAUAUACAGUAAUCGAUAGCGACGAAAGCGAUGAAGAAGUGAAGAAUGGCGAAGAAGAACAGAACGAUCCUGUUCAAAGCGACCAAAAAGACGAAACUGAAGUUGAAGAAGAGACGAAUGACGGAGAUGGAAGCGAAGCAAAAGCUGAAGGCAUAGACGAAGGAGGAGAAUGAAUACAAACCCUAUGAUCGAGUUACGAUUGUCGUGCCACGGCAUCAUAAAUUCGACACAGGGAUAGUACCAUUAUAACAAAUAAAAAGAAUACAUUAGA